AUGUCAGCCACCAACAACCACGGCCUGGCCGCCGCCAACCGGCCGUUUCCGCUGCACCCGUUCAACAAGAACCCGAUGCGCACCCGCGAAGACGUAGCCGCCGCGUGCGCCUCCCUGCUUGACCCGCUCGAAGCCGGCACCUCGCCCGGCGGCGCCCUCGUCCGCGUCGGCGGCACCGGCACGCGCUUCGACGAGACGGCGGCGCAGAGCGAGGGCUACGCCCGCCCGCUGUGGGGGCUCGCGCCUCUGCUCGCCGGCGGCGGCGAGUACGCCGGCACCGAGCGCUGGGUGCGCGGCCUCGUCAACGGCACCGACCCCGAGCACGCCGAGUUCUGGGGGUACAUGGAGGACCUGGACCAGCGCAUGGUCGAGGCCUGCCCCAUCGGCUUCACCCUGGCCAUCGCCGGCGAGCACUUCUGGGACCCGUUGACCGAGAGGCAGAGGAAGAACGUCGAGGCCUACCUGGGGAGCAUGAACGACAAGGAGAUGCCCAACACGAACUGGCUCUGGUUCCGCGUCUUCGCCAACCUCGGCCUCGCCAAAGUCGGCGCCGGCUACUCGUCCGCCCGGCUCGAGUCGGACAUCCAGCACCUCAACACCUUCUACCGGGGCCAGGGCUGGUCCAACGACGGGCCGGCGGGCUACACGCAGAUGGACUACUACUCGGGCUCGUUCGCGAUCCAGUACCUGCAGCUGCUGUACGCGCAAAUCACCGACUCCAACCAAAACGUCCACGACCCCGCGCGCGCCGCCGAGUUCCGCGCGCGCGCCCGGCUGUACGCGCUCGACUUCGCCUACUACUUCGACGGCGCGGGGCGGGCGGUGACGUUCGGGCGGUCGCUGACGUACCGCUUCGCCAUGGCCGCCUUCUGGGGUGCCGUCGCCUUCUCGUCGACGACGCUCCCCGCGCCGCUGACGUGGGGCGUCGUCAAGGGCCUGCUGCUGCGCAACCUGCGGUGGUGGACGGGGCGCGCCGACAUCUUCCAGCCCAACGGGAUGCUCAACGUCGGCUACGCGUACCCCAACACGUACCUCGCCGAGAACUACAACUCGCCGGGGUCGCCGUACUGGUGCAUGCUCGCGUUCGCGCCGCUGGCGCUGCCGCGCGACCACCCGUUCUGGGCGAGCGCCGAGGAGCCGCACCCCCUGAGCAGCUCGCUGCCGCCGCUGCGCAAGCUCGAGCUGCCGCUGCAGAUCGCGAGCAACCGCGGGGGCCACGCGCUCGUGCUGAGCAGCGGCCAGGAGUGCCACUACGCGCUCAAGAACCCGCAGGCCAAGUACGGGCGCUUCGCGUACAGCGCCGCCUUCGCCUACUCCGUCGCCACCGGCGCCUACACGCUCGAGCAGUGGGUGCCCGAGAGCGCGCUCGCCCUGUCCGACGACGGCGGCGACCUGUGGCGCAUGCGGCGCGAGGUCGAGGGCGCGCAUUUCGAGGGCGGGGACGGAGAUGAUGAGGAUUCGCCGCCGUGUUUGGUGUCGGCCAUGCGGCCGUGGAGGGACGUCGAGGUGGGGACGUGGCUGCUGCCGCCGGCUGAGGCCACACCGUACUGGCAUGUCCGCGUGCAUCGCGUGUCGUCGCCGUCGGGCGGUGGCGGCGGCGGUGGGGUUGGACGCGACCUGUUGGCGGCCGAGGGCGCGUGGGCCGUCUACGGCGUCCGUUUGCGCGACGGCAGGCCUUUGGGACUGUAUGACAGUGCUGCGCACGAGGGCCACGUAUGCGACCCUGAUGAUGGCAGCGUGCUCGUCGUGUCGCCCAAGUCCGGUGCCGUGGGGAUGGUCGACUUGCUGCCGAGGGAGAAGAGUGGCGGGCGGACCGGCGCCGUGCUGGAUGCCGAUGCGAAUUCGAACCUGGUGGAGCCGCGGACGGUGCUUCCCAUCUUGCGCAGCGAGCUGAAGGCCGGGGAGACGAGGUGGUACGCCACUGCCGUGUUUGCUGUCCCGGAGAGCGUGCCCGGGUGGAAGGAGCUGUACCGGCAGCAUUGGCAGAAGAGGCCUUCGCUUCCCGGGUGGUUGUCUGAGAGGAUCAAUGCGUAA
Diplodia corticola is the source of this 2034-nucleotide messenger RNA. RefSeq lists its product as uncharacterized. The record is from RefSeq and is a predicted model, not a curated record. Bases 1 to 2034 code for a protein of 677 amino acids. The transcript is spliced from 2 exons. Lineage: Eukaryota; Fungi; Ascomycota; Dothideomycetes; Botryosphaeriales; Botryosphaeriaceae.